Molecule: messenger RNA, 1153 nt
Organism: Penicilliopsis zonata CBS 506.65
Lineage: Eukaryota; Fungi; Ascomycota; Eurotiomycetes; Eurotiales; Aspergillaceae
Exons: 6
Coding region: 138-1064 (308 amino acids)
Cellular component (GO): cytoplasm; nucleus
Molecular function (GO): protein serine/threonine phosphatase activity
Source: RefSeq, a predicted model, not a curated record
GAAAAAGACGUGUUUUUUCAUUCUAACAGUGUAACACCACCGAGCGCCCGAGCGAACUUGUCCUUCUCUUUUCGUUCUUUCGUCGAACCUUUUUCUUUCCGUUCUUUCUUUCUUUCUUUUCCGUUCAUAAAAAUAAAAUGGCUGAUCAGGAGGUCGAUUUGGAUUCGAUCAUUGAUCGGCUCUUGGAGGUGAGGGGCAGCCGGCCGGGCAAGCAGGUCCAGCUCCUCGAGUCGGAGAUCCGCUUCCUCUGCACCAAGGCCCGAGAGAUUUUCAUCUCCCAGCCCAUUCUGCUUGAGCUGGAGGCUCCCAUUAAGAUCUGCGGUGAUAUCCACGGCCAGUACUACGAUCUGUUGCGCCUGUUCGAAUACGGCGGCUUCCCGCCCGAAGCCAACUACCUGUUCCUCGGCGACUACGUGGACCGCGGCAAACAGUCGCUAGAGACCAUCUGCCUGCUGCUCGCCUACAAGAUCAAGUACCCGGAGAACUUCUUCAUCCUGCGCGGCAACCACGAGUGCGCCUCCAUCAACCGCAUCUACGGCUUCUACGAUGAGUGCAAGCGGAGGUACAACAUCAAGCUGUGGAAGACCUUUACCGACUGCUUCAACUGCCUGCCCAUUGCCGCCAUCAUUGACGAGAAGAUCUUCACCAUGCACGGCGGUCUGAGUCCAGAUCUCAACUCCAUGGAGCAGAUCCGUCGUGUCAUGCGCCCGACUGAUAUCCCUGAUUGCGGUCUGCUGUGCGAUCUGCUCUGGUCGGACCCGGACAAGGAUAUCACAGGCUGGAGCGAAAACGACCGCGGUGUCUCCUUCACCUUUGGGCCGGACGUCGUCUCGCGGUUCCUGCAGAAGCACGACAUGGAUCUGAUCUGCCGUGCCCACCAGGUCGUCGAGGACGGCUACGAGUUCUUCUCCAAGCGCCAGUUAGUCACGCUCUUCAGCGCGCCCAACUACUGCGGCGAGUUCGACAACGCGGGUGCCAUGAUGAGCGUGGACGACAGCCUCUUGUGUUCAUUCCAAAUCCUGAAACCAGCAGAAAAGAAACAAAACAGGUUCGGGCGGAGAUAAAUCGAUCGAUCUAAUACACAACGACGCUACACCACACACUCUCACACACCCACACACACCCACACGCAUACACACACGCAUACACGCCU